Molecule: messenger RNA, 798 nt
Organism: Cyclocybe aegerita
Lineage: Eukaryota; Fungi; Basidiomycota; Agaricomycetes; Agaricales; Hemipholiotaceae
Source: the annotation of a GenBank genome assembly
AUGUACAAGUUCGAGAGUGGGAACCUUACCCAGCUAUGGGGGGAAGAGCUGAGCGAGACGAUACCUCGGGCAGUCGUCUUCAUCAAAAAGGUGGAGACCCUCGUUGCCUUCGGUAUGGAAUCUGGCACAGUUGUGCAUAAGGAUGCCGAAACAGCUGCGCAGAAGUCAACGUGUGUCUUCUCCUCCAGCAUCAGGAGCGUGGGUGUGUGCCCUACUACGGGCAACUACAUCAUUGACAACAUGAAGACCGGCUUUGACCUCUACACCCCCAAUCGCACUGCGCCAGCACGUUCCUUCGAUCAAGGUGUCUUUGCCGAGAAGGGGAAGGUUGCUGUGUGCGGAAGCGACCACGGCAAUGUAUACGUGUUCGGUGUGACUUCGACAGAGCCACAACAGAUCUUGAAACAUGGAAGAAAGGAAGAAAUGAUCCAGACAGUCAAGGCAGCGAUCACUGGCGAGAAGCACAUCAUUGCGACUGCAUCCUCAGGGAGGAAGUUUGAGAUAAAGGUUUGGGAGAAAGGGAUUCGCAGUGGUAGCACAUCGCGUGAGAGGCAAGAAACUAUCAGCUUCAUGACAGUGCUGAAUGUUCUUCUCUUUGUCGUCCUUUGCUGGAUGACAGCCGGUACCUGGCUCCCACCAGUUGCAGAUGUACAUGAGAAAAUCAAUUUCGUCGCCAUACAGGUAUCCCACAUGCUUAAUUUACAUACCAAUGGUCAGCCAGCUAUUCUGGACGAUGUCAAGAAGGUCAUCACCAGGAUGGACGAAGACAUGUUGAGGAAGGUUCUCCAAAUCAAAUGA